This is a messenger RNA of Zootermopsis nevadensis, 1151 nucleotides long. RefSeq names its product circadian clock-controlled protein daywake. The record is from RefSeq and is a predicted model, not a curated record. Gene Ontology annotation, biological process: multicellular organismal reproductive process. NCBI's taxonomy places the organism in Eukaryota, Metazoa, Arthropoda, Insecta, Blattodea, Termopsidae.
AACGAGAGCCCCACAGUAGGCACGCUGACGCAGUCACAGUCGGACCCUGACACCAGGACCUCGCAGAAAGAUCGUAACCUGGUUCGCAUACGGAGAUAGUAAUGGCGUGCAACAUCCAGCUAGUGACAUCUGUGCUUCUGCUGGGAACUGCAUCGCUCGUCAGAUGCGCCUCAGAAGAUGAAAUACCGUCCUACGUCAAGCAGUGCCACAAGGGGGACCCCAAGAUCGUGGACUGCAUCACUGGAGCUCUGCACCACCUGAGGCCUUACCUCGCGCAAGGGAUCCCUGAGAUCGAGAUGCCCUCUGUGGAGCCGUUCAGAAUGGAUGAACUGUCCCUGUCCCUGACCACAGGGCCCAACGGCUACAAGGUCACGCUCAGGGACCUUGACAUCUACGGCGCUAGUAACUUCUCAGUAUCCGACCUGAAGUUAAGCGACGGCAAUGAGCCCUUCAAGGCGCACAUCAAGAUCCCGGAGCUGAAGAUCAACGCGCGCUACACGAGUAGCGGAGUACUCAUCAUCCUGCCGGCCAGCGGACAAGGCAACUUCCACUCGACUCUCGGCGACAUCAUAGCGAUGGUCCAAGGCACGAUCAGCUCGCAACAGCGGCAAGGGCACAUGUACCUGCACGUGGACACUCUCGACAUCGACCUGAACAUCAAGACAGUGCGCAUGCUCGUUAAGAAGGUCUUCAACAACAACAGGAUACUCACCGAGGCGACUAACCUCUUCCUGAGGGAGAACGGACAGGAAGUGCUGAAGGCGAUGAUGCCUCAGCUACGACUGAAGCUUUCUCAGGUGUUCAAGGGAAUAGCGAAUCAGCUGCUAACUCACGUGCCCACGGACACGCUCCUCCUGCCAGCGAAAGUGUAGUACAGCGGCCGAAAGCGAAUCUAUUAGAAACUUUAAACUUGAGAAAUUCAGUGACACUUGCCGACAGUCGUAAAAGACGUUCAGGUGUGUAUUCAAAGUACCAAGUUUGGCUGAAAGUAGCCGGGGCAGUUUCCCACGAGAUACUGUGUGAAGACACGUGUGCCACGAAAGCAGGCCGACUGCUGACAGUGCAUCCCGAAACGUCGUCACUUCAAAGUGCACGCACGUUCGGUACACAGAAAUUACAGUGAAUGACGAAUAAAUCUGCUUCAAAUCGAA